Cetraspora pellucida is the source of this 132-nucleotide messenger RNA. NCBI's taxonomy places the organism in Eukaryota, Fungi, Glomeromycota, Glomeromycetes, Diversisporales, Gigasporaceae. The record is from the annotation of a GenBank genome assembly.
AUGUCUACAAUAUCUAGCAGAAAUAACCAACAAGAGAUUUAUGAAGACCUACCUCCUUCUUACGAUGAAUCACAAGCAUCAACAGCAGUUGUUCCAGUAAUCGAACAAAUUGAAACAAUUACUGAAGAAAUU